CUUUGAGCUAAGCAGCGUUGCUCGUUUCCCUGCAAGAACACUCAAGCCACUAAAGCUCUCGCUGAGCCGCAAUGAACUGUUCAAUAUCCGGCGAGGUGCCGGAUGAGCCUGUCGUCUCCAAGAAGUCAGGUUUACUCUUCGAGAAGCGCUUAAUCGAGAGACACAUUUCGGAUUAUGGAAAAUGCCCAAUAACAGGAGAACCUCAUACUAUGGAUGAUAUUGUUCCAAUCAAAACAGGCAAAAUUGUGAAGCCCAGACCCUUAACAGCUGCUAGCAUCCCUGGGAUGCUAGGAAUGUUCCAGAAUGAAUGGGAUGGUUUGAUGCUAUCUAAUUUUGCUUUGGAGCAACAACUUCAUACAGCCAGACAAGAGCUUAGUCAUGCCCUAUACCAGCAUGAUGCUGCUUGUCGAGUGAUUGCUAGACUUAAAAAGGAAAGAGAUGAAGCAAGGGCUUUACUUGCACAGGCCGAUAGGCAAAUAAUGCCGAUGGCAGCAUCAGCGUCAGUUACAUCCAAUGCUUCUGUCCUUACCAAUGGGAAAAGAGUUAUUGAAAGUGAGGAUUUGGGCCCUGGUGGGAAGAAAUUACGUCCUGGAAUUUCGUCUAGCAUUAUUACUAAGCUAACAGAUUGUAAUGCAACUCUUUCGCAGCAGCGGAAAAAACGACAGAUUCCUCCAACUUUGGCUCCUGCUGAUGCUUUGGAGAGGUAUACCCAGCUUUCUAGUCAUCCCCUUCACAAAACAAACAAACCUGGCAUUGUUUCUAUUGAUAUCCAUUACCCCAAGGAUGUCAUUGCAACUGGAGGGGUUGAUUCAAAUGCUGUACUUUUUGACCGAUCAUCAGGACAGCUCUUAUCUACUCUGAGUGGUCACUCAAAGAAGGUUACUAGUGUCAAAUUUGUUGCUGAAGGUGAUCAAUUAUUAACAUGCUCAGCAGAUAAGACGGUUCGCUUGUGGCAAGGCUCUGAAGAUGGAAAUUAUGAUUGUAGGCACAUCAUGAAAGAUCAUACUGCAGAGGUGCAAGCUGUAACUGUCCAUGCCACAAAUGACUACUUUGUGACUGCUUCUCUUGAUGGCACAUGGUGCUUCUACGAUAUUUCCUCUGGCUUAUGCUUGACACAGGUUGCAGACAACUCAGGGCCUGAGGGCAGACCUGAGGGUUAUACAUCUGCUGCUUUUCAUCCUGAUGGUCUCAUCCUUGGAACAGGCACCUCAGAAGCUCUUGUUAAGAUUUGGGAUGUGAAAAGUCAGGCAAAUGUUGCAAAAUUUGACGGACAUGUAGGGGCAGUUACUGCAAUAUCUUUCUCUGAAAAUGGAUACUACCUUGCGACUGCAGCUCAUGAUGGUGUGAAGUUGUGGGAUCUGCGCAAGUUGAAGAACUUCCGGUCAUUUGAAUUUAAUGAUUCAGAUACGCCAACAAAUUCUGUGGAUUUCGACCAUAGUGGGUCUUACCUUGCAAUUGCAGGCGCAGAUAUUAGAAUCCACCAAGUUGCCAGUGUUAAAGCAGAUUGGAAUUGUAUCAAAACCUUUCCUGAUUUGUCUGGCACAGGUAAGGCUACUUGCGUGAAAUUUGGUCCAGAUGCGAAAUACAUAGCUGUAGGAUCAAUGGAUCGAAACCUCCGCUUUUUUGGGCUGCCUAGUGAUGAUGGCCCAUCGGAGUCAUAAAUUAUGUUCAAGCUGCCGCUAUCUUGGAAGUAUGGGUUACCAUUUUUUUUCACAGCUACUGGUGGAGGUGGUAUAACCUGGAAUUCGUGAUGUUGACUUCGUACUGUGUUGACAAUGGAGCAAGGAUGCAAAGCAUUUGACAUUGUGCAUGCUGUCGCAGUGCGGUGUAUUCAUAUUAGAUUCAAGAGGACCCCAAAAAAGAAAAAAGGAAAAAAAAGGUGAAACUUGUUAGGUCCCAAUCAUUUUGUAUUCUCUAUUGUUCUGAAAUUUCCAAACCAUUCAAUCUGCUUUGGUCUGUUGCUAUCAUUAAUUGUUAAAUCUCUAUGGUGAGAGUUUUCGUUAACUGGAAGAAUGUUGGGAAUUUUGUAAGGCGGUUAUACUUUUACAAUACAUUUAAUUUCAGAUUGAGUAGGCAAGGUGAAGUUGAUUAUGUUGGUUUGAUAA
Pistacia vera is the source of this 2105-nucleotide messenger RNA. RefSeq names its product pre-mRNA-processing factor 19 homolog 1-like. NCBI's taxonomy places the organism in Eukaryota, Viridiplantae, Streptophyta, Magnoliopsida, Sapindales, Anacardiaceae. The record is from RefSeq and is a predicted model, not a curated record. Gene Ontology annotation, biological process: DNA repair; mRNA splicing, via spliceosome; protein ubiquitination. The transcript has 18 exons. Gene Ontology annotation, molecular function: ubiquitin protein ligase activity; protein binding. The coding region runs from base 72 to 1661 and encodes 529 amino acids. Gene Ontology annotation, cellular component: Prp19 complex; U2-type catalytic step 1 spliceosome; cytoplasm.